AUGUUUCGCGAUUUUGUGGUUGUGGGUUUUGGUUGGAGCCAUGCCCUAACCGACCUGCCCGGCUGGAAACUUCUGUCCGCUUUUCUUCUUCUGCUGUUGAGUUACAUUGUUGGUUGUAUCGUCUACAACCUGUACAUCAACCCUGUGUCUCGUUACCCCGGACCCAAGCUUGCUGCUAUCACUCCUCUUGUUCACCUUCUCUGGGAUAUCCAGGGUAAGCAGCACUCUAAAAUAAAGGCUCUGCAUGACCAGUACGGAGAUGUGGUUCGCAUCGCCCCCAAUGCUCUAGUGUACCGCGCAGCCCCAGCCUGGAGAGAUAUCUACGGCCACCGCAAGAAGGGGCACAAAACCUUCCUCAAGGACCCAGCUUUGUAUGCACCCACUCCGAACGGAGUCAAUGCAAUCAUCACAGCCAAUGAGGAGGACCACUCCCGAAUGCGCCGUUUGCUUACCCACGCCUUCUCGAACCAAGCUCUGCGCGCACAGGAAGAAAUCCUCCAGAAAUACGCAGACAUGUUCAUCGACAAGCUGCAGGAAAUCAUGGGCAGCUCUGUCUCCAAAGAUCUCGACAUCACUCGCUGGUUCAACUUCACCACCUUCGAUCUAAUCGGCGAUCUUGCAUUCGGCGAGCCCUUUGGCUGCCUCGACAACAGCACUUAUCACUGGUGGGUAUUGAUCAUUUUGGACGCCGUCAAGGCAAGUGCCUAUCUGAAAGUCUUUUGGUUCUACCCUUUUCUCGUCCCACUGGUCAAGUUCCUGGUUCCCAAGCAUCUCCUCGAAAAGCGCCAAGCCAGCUUCGAACUGAGCGUUGAGAAAGUCCGUCGUCGUCUUGCUCGUGGAACGACCAGGCCUGAUUUCACUUCGUACAUUUUAAAGCAUUCAACCGAUGGGAAGGGCGUGUCUCCCGAGGAGAUGGAUGCCAAUGCUGCGGUCUUUGUUCUGGCUGGUAGUGAAACCACUGCUGCUCUGCUGUCUGGGUGUACUUAUUAUCUCCUUCGCAACCGUGAUAAGUACGAGAGACUUCUGCGCGAGAUCCGGGGUGCCUUUAACUCCCUCUCCGAUAUUAAUCUGUCUUCACUGGUUGAUCUGCCUUACUUGAAUGCUGUCUUGACUGAGGCCAUGCGCGUUUACCCUCCUAUCCCCUCCAUGUUGCCUCGCAUCGUGCCCGAGGGUGGCGCUAUCAUUAAUGACAAAUUUGUCCCUGGGAAUGUCUCCGUAUCAGUCUCGCUAUUCUCAGCCUUCAACGCAGCAUCUCACUUCAAGAACGCCGAGUCUUUCAUCCCAGAACGCUGGCUCGCCGACUCCACGGGCUUCGAGAACGACAACAAGGACGCCUUCCAGCCAUACUCAUACGGACCGCGGAACUGCCUCGGCCAACAUCUUGCAAACGCCGAAAUGCGUCUUAUCCUGGCCAAGUUCCUCUGUGCCUUCGACAUGGAGCUACUCCCAGCUUCCAUCAACUGGAUCCAGCAGAAGUCCUUCGCCCUCUGGAAACGCCCCGAUCUCAACAUCAAGCUCUACCGUGCCGGUGAGGCUAUCAUGCUGUGA
Molecule: messenger RNA, 1548 nt
Organism: Penicillium nucicola
Lineage: Eukaryota; Fungi; Ascomycota; Eurotiomycetes; Eurotiales; Aspergillaceae
Product: cytochrome P450
Exons: 4
Coding region: 1-1548 (515 amino acids)
Molecular function (GO): iron ion binding; oxidoreductase activity, acting on paired donors, with incorporation or reduction of molecular oxygen; heme binding
Source: RefSeq, a predicted model, not a curated record